AUGAGCGGCUACCAGAACGGCGAUCGCCGCAACGUGGGCGACGACAGCGAUGUUGAGGAGGAGGCCCUUGUCGCCGACUACAAGGAGCAGGUCCAAUAUGAGGAUGGUGCCGAGCUGGAGCAGGUCAACUCGAUGACCAUGGCCCAGCAGACCGACGAUAUUCAGUCGCGCCUCGCUGCCGCUGCUCAGCCCCUCGACUUCUCUGCUCCCCUCGAAGUCAAGUUCCAGAGCUACGACGCCUACUGCAGCCUGUUCCACUUCAUCCUGAACAGCGAGGGGACCCGUCGACCUCGAGCCGCCCUCAGUAGGCAGAACAACAACGAGGAGGAGCUCCAGGUUCUUAAGGAGAACCCCAACACGUGGGGCUGCUACAGCGUGCUCAACGUUCUGUACUCGCUCAUCCAGCGGUCCCAGAUCACCGAGCAGCUCGGCGCCAUGAAGCGGAACGAGGACCCCAUGGCCGUGGCCGGCGAGUACGGAUCCAAGAACCUGUACCGCAUGCUGGGAUACUUCUCCAUCAUCGGUCUCCUGCGGGUGCACUGCCUCCUCGGCGACUUCAGCCUCGCCCUCAAGACGCUCGACGACAUUGAGCUCAACAAGAAGGCCAUGUUCGCGCGCGUCAUGGCGGCCCACUUCACCACGUACUACUACGUGGGCUUCUCCUACAUGAUGAUGCACCGCUACUCGGAUGCCAUCCGCAUGUUCAGCCACAUCCUCGUCUACGUCUCGAGGACCAAGAACUUCCAGAAGAGCGCGCAGUACGACUCGAUCACCAAGAAGAACGAGCAGAUUCGCUGCCCAUCGUUCGAGGAGCUCUUCCGCACGGCGUGCCCCAAGUUCAUCUCGCCCACGCCUCCCGACUUUGAGAACCCCGAGGCCAACAUUGACCCGGUCGAGCACCACCUCUCCAUCUUCAUGGACGAGGUCAAGACCAACAUGUGGAGCCCCACCAUCAAGUCGUACCUCCGCCUGUACACGACCAUGGACCUCAACAAGCUGUCGGGCUUCCUCGACGUCAAGCCCGACGAGCUCCGCGCCUGGCUCCUCGUCAGCAAGCAGCGCACCAAGCAGCUGCGCUGGUCCGAGAACAGCCUGCUCGACGGCGACCUCGUCAACGUCAGCGACCUCGACUACGCCAUGCAGAACGUGAGUCCAGCCCGUUUCGGAGACGGCACUCCUGGAAGAACGAGAGCUAACCAACGACAGGACCUCAUCCACAUUUCCGAGGCCAAGGUCGGACGCAAGCUGGUGGACUGGUACCUCCGCAACCUGUCGCGCACCUACACUUAA
Verticillium alfalfae VaMs.102 is the source of this 1290-nucleotide messenger RNA. Its product is annotated as eukaryotic translation initiation factor 3. The transcript is spliced from 3 exons. Gene Ontology annotation, biological process: translational initiation. Gene Ontology annotation, cellular component: eukaryotic translation initiation factor 3 complex; cytoplasm. The record is from RefSeq and is a predicted model, not a curated record. The coding region runs from base 1 to 1290 and encodes 429 amino acids. Gene Ontology annotation, molecular function: translation initiation factor activity. NCBI's taxonomy places the organism in Eukaryota, Fungi, Ascomycota, Sordariomycetes, Glomerellales, Plectosphaerellaceae.